Molecule: messenger RNA, 2347 nt
Organism: Raphanus sativus (radish)
Lineage: Eukaryota; Viridiplantae; Streptophyta; Magnoliopsida; Brassicales; Brassicaceae
Product: O-fucosyltransferase 2
Exons: 10
Coding region: 338-2206 (622 amino acids)
Source: RefSeq, a predicted model, not a curated record
UUGCUUGGAACUUGGAACGAUGGAUGGUGAUAAACAAUCAAGGAGAGUGUAUAGGUUGUUUCUGUUAGUAGCUAAACUAGAGGGAGAAAGCAUGAAUAUAGUUUAAAACAUGGGACUAAAGUUUAAGUCGAGCUGUAAAAUGAAACAAUAAUAGACCGACUGAAAUUCAGACAAAUCUCUCUGUCGGAACAGAAACUUCGUCAAACUCGGCAAAGCUUUCGCGCUAUUAUUUAUGGCAAUUUUUUUUGUUCCGUUAGAUUAGUUUCUCUCUCUCCUUUUGUCGAUCCAGAGACAAGAGGAGAGAGAGAAAAAGACCAGGGAACUUGUGUGUUUGAUCAUGGAACAUGAGAGACCUGACAUAGAGAGACCCGAGUUACGUGAUCUUACGAUCUACGGAGUUACACCGCCAUAUUCCCCGCUUCUCAGCCCGACCCGUUUAUUCCCAUUGUCCGGAGAACCGAGUCCGAGACAAACGACAAAGCGAGGGAAGAAGACCAGAUUAAUCCGUACUUGGUACGAGAAAAGAACGGCUACAACAGCCAUCUGCUUAAUCGUCAUUUUGUGUGUCUUCUUCCUUGUGAAUUGGCUCUUGCUCUCGUCUCUUCAGGAAGGACGAGUUUCGCUUCGAAAAGGAUUCAGUAUGAAUCCAAACCUGAUCGCUAAAUGGGUUUCUUCUUCUACACAGAACGAUAAGCGUCAAAAGUUUGGAAAAUCAAAGAGAAAACAUAAUGGAACAUAUGAUAGAAUGUUGGGAUUGGCCGCUCGGGCUUUGCUAGAGAACAAACGUGAGCCAAAAGAGUUAUGGCAGGAGCCAAAGGCACAAGCAUUGGCUUGGAAGCCAUGCGCUGAGCAACGUUCUUGGUCUCCUAAUGAUGGAGAAAAUGGAUAUAUUAUGGUGACAGCAAACGGAGGGAUUAAUCAACAAAGAGUUGCUGUAUGUAACAUAGUUGUGGUAGCUCGGUUGCUCAAUGCGUCUCUAGUUAUUCCAAAAUUCAUGCUAAGCGACGUUUGGACAGAUGCAAGUCAGUUCGGAGAUAUUUAUCAAGAAGAACAUUUUAUCAACUACUUGUCGCCUGAUAUUCGGGUGGUAACGGAACUACCAAAAGAGCUUCAAUCUUUGGAUCUUGAAGCAAUCGGCAGCGUUGUUACUGAUGUAGAUGUGAUGAAAGAAGCCAAACCAGAUUUCUAUAUGAAACACAUUCUCCCUAUACUACAUAAAAACAGAGUAAUCCAUUUUGUUGGAUUCAGCAACCGCUUGGCCUUUGAUCCAAUGCCGUUUCACUUACAGAGGCUUCGGUGCAGAUGUAACUUCCAUGCCCUAAACUUUGUCCCGAGAAUACAAGAAACAGGAGCGUUGAUCGUGAAGAGGUUGCGUAACAGCGUACCGUACCUUGCACCAAUCGACGUGCAUCUCCUCGGUCCAAAAUCCGCUUCUUCUUUACUCCUGCACAACAAGUCUGAUCCUCUUACGCAGAAGAAGGCUUCUUCUUCUUCUUCAAAGUAUCUUGCUCUCCAUCUACGGUUUGAAAUAGACAUGGUGGCUCACUCUCUCUGUUACUUCGGAGGUGGUGAAAGGGAACAGAAAGAGUUGGAUUCUUAUCGUCAAAAACACUUUCCUUCCCUCUCCAAUCUAACCAAAACGAAAAAACUGCCAUCUCCAGAUGCUUUGAGAACGCAAGGACUUUGUCCAUUAACACCCGAAGAGGCCGUGCUUAUGCUCGUGGCUCUUGGCUUCAACCGUGAAACCCGAGUGUUCGUAGCUGGUGCACAUAUAUACGGAGGAACAAAACGUUUAGCUGCGUUAACUAGCUUAUACCCUAACCUAGUCACCAAAGAGAAACUACUCUCUCCAUCCGAGCUACAACCUUUCAAGAACUUCUCCUCUCAGCUAGCGGCUUUAGAUUUCAUCGGUUGUGCUGCGGCAAACGCUUUUGCGAUGACGGAUUCGGGGAGCCAGCUAUCGUCUCUUGUAUCGGGUUAUCGGAUAUACUAUGGAGGUGGGAAGAUGCCGACGAUUAGACCGAACAAACGGAGGCUUUCGGACAUAUUGUUGAAGAACAAUACGAUAGAGUGGAACGUGUUCGAGAAGAGAGUGAGAAAAGCGAUUAGGCAGACAAAACAUGUCUUCGCUAGACCUACUGGACGCAGUGUUUACCGUUACCCAAGAUGUAAAGAAUGUAUGUGUAAUGUUCAUCAACAACAUUGAUUCUUCGAUUACUGAGAUGGUUAACACCGGUUUUUUUUUUUUUUUUUUUAAACGUUUUAACGAGUGAUCCUUUUUUUACCCUUUUCCGGCAUUAAUGUAAUCCCUUAAAAAGUUAAAACGUUCGAGUUGAGUUUCUGUAAU